Molecule: messenger RNA, 8275 nt
Organism: Sander lucioperca (pikeperch)
Lineage: Eukaryota; Metazoa; Chordata; Actinopteri; Perciformes; Percidae
Gene: zbtb16a
Product: zinc finger and BTB domain containing 16a
Exons: 7
Coding region: 481-2472 (663 amino acids)
Biological process (GO): regulation of transcription by RNA polymerase II
Cellular component (GO): nucleus
Molecular function (GO): RNA polymerase II cis-regulatory region sequence-specific DNA binding; DNA-binding transcription factor activity, RNA polymerase II-specific; protein binding
Source: RefSeq, a predicted model, not a curated record
UCUCUCUCUGGUUUAGUAUUCUGGAGAUCGCAGCUAGAGGACGUGAGGUCUGGCUGUUUCACCGGGGAGACAGACAACAUAUGACGCCCCGCUCCAUGUGACUUUUUACUGGAGAAAUCGCGUUUGCUCGUUUUGAUGGAAAAUUGUGCAAUUUUGUUAGACAGCGACACUGUUGCCCGUCCCUUGUGUCUCCAGGCGCACACCAGACCAGUGUGGCUCAUUUAGCCGUGAUGUCGUCAUGAUGAGGACUGUGGACACUGGUCUUUUACACUGGAAAGCAAACCCAAAUCCAGUCACUGUUACAGUCCCACUACAAUUGAUUGACAGGCAACUAGAUGUCUGAUUGGUGACCGAGAAUCGAUUAGCAGGAGCACGCGCAGCACACUGUGAGGUUUCAUCUUGUUUACAAAGACGGCUAAAAACACUGCUGAGCGGAGAAGGCGAGCCUCAUGAGUCGGCCUCGUGGUUUGCAUCGACAUAAUGGAUUUAACUAAAAUGGGUAUGAUCCAGCUCCAGAACCCCAACCAUCCCACUGCCCUGCUGCAGAAGGCCAACCAGAUGCGUCUGGCCGGGACUCUGUGUGACGUGGUCAUCAUGGUAGACAGCCAGGAGUUCCACGCUCACCGGACUGUGCUAGCCUGCACAAGCAAAAUGUUUGAGAUCCUCUUCCACCGCAGCAGCCAGCAUUACACCCUGGACUUUCUUUCACCAAAGACUUUUCAGCAGAUUUUGGAGUAUGCUUACACUGCCAUGCUCCAGGCCAAGGUGGAGGACUUAGAUGACCUUCUGUAUGCAGCAGAGAUCCUGGAGAUUGAAUACCUGGAAGAGCAAUGCCUCAAGAUCCUGGAAACCAUCCAGUCCUCAGAUGAGAAUGACGUGGAGGUCAAUGUUAAUGACGGGAGCACGGAGGAGGAUGAUGAGCGCAAAGGCCACAAUGGAGCCAAGAACUCCAAAAAGCAUUCCAUGGAGAAUCCCUAUCAGUCAGGUACCCAGCAAGUCACCAUCAUGGCUGGCAUGGUGGACCAGAGUCCCUCGGUGUCUACAUCCUUCGGUGUCUCCACCCUGAGCCCCACCAAAGCUGCUGUGGACAGCCUGAUGAGCAUCGGCCAGUCUCUGCUCCAGCAGGGCUUUGGGGGUGAGCAGCUCCACGGCAACUCCCACCACCUGAUGACUGAGAUCAAGACCGAAAUGAUGCAAGUGGACAUGGGUGGCAACGGCCAUAACAGCCCUCCAAACAUGGAGUCCAGUGCCUCCAGCAACGGAGAGCGAAGUGGGGAGGACAGGAACAGAGACGGUCCAGGAACACCAACCAGGAGCAGCGUAAUCACCAGUGCACGCGAGCUACAUCACGUCCGCGAUGAUGGCAUGGGCGACCCUCAAGCUGAUAUCAGCCAGAUGGGGCUGGAAGCAAUGGCGGGAAUGGCGGAGAAACAUUUUGCCUCGAUGUACUCCCUACCUGUCAAUCAUAAAUCAGAUGGCAUCAUGUCCAUGCCGGCAUCCAUGGCAUCCUCUCUCCCCAUGUCCCCAGCCCUGGCAAUGUCUAUGGACUUCAGUGCCUACGGGGGACUCCUGCCUCAGAGCUUCAUCCAGAGAGAAUUCUUCAGCAAGCUCGGGGAGCUGGCAGUGGGCAUGAAACCAGACGGCAGGAACCAGCAUGAACGAUGCAAUGUUUGCGGUGCAGAACUACCAGAUAACGAUUCUGUAGAGCAGCACAGGAAGAUGCACAGUGGAAUGAAGACCUACGCCUGUGAGCUGUGUGGAAAGAACUUCCUGGACAGCCUCCGUCUACGGAUGCAUUUGCUUUCUCAUUCAGCUGGUGAGAAGGCCAUAGUUUGUGACCAGUGUGGUGCCCAGUUCCAGACAGAGGAAUCCCUGGAGGCUCAUCGGCAGAUCCACACCGGGUCGGACAUGGCCAUCUUUUGCCUGCUUUGUGGGAAGCGUUUCCAGACCCAGACGGCACUGCAGCAGCACAUGGAAGUCCACGCCGGCGUUCGCAGCUACAUUUGCAGCGAAUGCAACCGGACUUUCCCCAGCCAUACUGCACUCAAGCGUCACCUACGCUCACACACAGCAGGGGACCAUCCAUUUGAGUGCGAGUUCUGCGGGAGCUGCUUCCGAGAUGAGAGCACGCUGAAGGGCCACAAACGCAUCCACACCGGGGAGAAGCCCUAUGAAUGUAACGGCUGUGGGAAGAAGUUCAGCCUCAAGCACCAACUGGAAACCCACUACCGUGUGCACACAGGUGAGAAGCCAUUCGAGUGCAAGCUGUGCCACCAGCGAUCCAGGGACUACUCGGCCAUGAUCAAGCACCUGCGCACCCACAACGGCGCCUCGCCCUACCAAUGCACCAUCUGCCUGGAUUACUGCCCCAGCCUGUCCGCCAUGCAGAAGCACAUGAAAAGCCACAAGCCCGAAGACGUCCCCCCAGACUGGCGCAUAGAGAAGACCUACCUGUACCUUUGCUAUGUCUGAGGCCGCGGGAGUGAAUGAGGAGAGGGAGGGUACGUGGGAGGGCGGGGGCGCGGUCGAGAGGUAAGGGGAAUGUAAUUGAGCGGAUAGGAGGCUGUGGUGGAGUGUUGGCGAUUUAGGAAUGUCAACGACAAGAAAUCCGAAAGCAAGAGGGUUUGUUUUCUCUUUUUACUUUUCAUGCAAAGGCGGCGGCUGUGGCAACGGCGACCGACGGGUUAAAAGAGUGGUGACGGUGGAACAAAAGUGCUAAGAAGAGGAAGACAUGGACAGGGAGAGAGAUUCUCCACCAUAGUUCGGAUUCACCGGGUCAUUCACUACAUCUGCAACCGUGUUAUUGUUUUAGGUCAUUUCAUGCGGCGCCAUAAAGCAAGCGUGCUGCAAGGAAGUGACUUUUUUUGGAUGCUGCUGCGAGUGAGAAAGCAGAUUCUCAAGGGCUGUCUCAUACCUGCACAUACUCGCCACCGGUCCACUUCUUUCACUGUUGAACAAUGUGUGACUAUUGCGUCUCAGUUUAGGCCCCAGGUUCAUCAUGUCAUGAUUUGCUUUGCGAGUCUUGAGGAACUGCUGGCUUUCAGACGCCAAAAUCCUUCUCUACAAACCUGUUAUGGUAGUUAGGAACCACAACAAAGUUAUCUUGGAGAAGGACUGACAUAUCAUUUCACAUUAACAGUAUCAUCUUGCCACACAAACUGAAAUAAAUACACGUAAUCCUUUCAAUCCCUAAUGGAAGAUGUAUCUGUUUUGCAACAUUUCUGCCUGCGCAGUACAGAAAUAUCCCAGAAAUCUGCCAGUAUAACCUCUCCAUACAUGAGACCCUUCAGAUCCCAGCGGUGGCAGUGAGGUAGCCCUUGAGAAUCCGCAGUGGAGCCGGUAGGCGUAUGCAGUAGACGAAACAGUUGAGCUGGAUGAAUGGGAGCACUAAAAUACUGCAAACCAAGCACCUGUUUGCUUGUUUUGGGGGGGUGGGGAGUCUCCCCAGUUUUCCCAGUAGUCUUUCUGGUUCUGCAUCUCUGUCAGAGGAGGGCUGGAGAAGGUCCAGUCACCACUGGCUACCCGCGGUUCUCCCCAGAGGGCCAACUUGUGUCACUUUUUCAUCGUAUAUAUUUUAUUUUUAGCUCUGCAUCGUAGUUUAUCAUGGCUUUGAUUGCACAGGUAAAACAAAUUACGACAACAGUCUCUGUUUGAUGUCUGCAAGUGAUAUAUUUUUUUCAUUAAAUCAUAACUGGCUAUUACAGUAUACCACAUUAAACCCAGCAUAUCCACCUACUCAGCAAUAGAUAACUGGACUGCUUUUAUCCAUGUACAUUUAAUCCGAGGACUAUCAUUAUCUCACACUAAUGAUGAACCACACAAACUGACAAAUACACAGUAACACUUUGUAACACCACAACAGAUCUGUCCAUUCACCACAGGGAUGGAAAACAAAAUGGGGAAAAAGGCUGCUUUCCGUGGGAGUCGUGUGACUUCGACUGCUCGUUGUGAAUGUUGAAGAAGUGCAGGGAAUGCCUUAGCUGCACACCUUAGCGUUUGUCGAAGGUGGCGUGGCAGGUUGAAGACUGUUAUAUGGCAUCAAAACAUGAAUGUUAGCGACUGUGAGCCAGGUUCGCACUAGGCUGUUGUCAGAAAACAGCAGGGUAACGCUGCCUUUCAUUGGAGGUCAGAAACCUAGAAGUCCCACCUUGCUAUUACUCUUAAUGCUUUCCAGUGGUUCAGAUUUUCUCCAUCCAACAUCAAAUGCUGCUCCCCAUGCAAUAGCUCCUAGAAAGCGGCAAAUGCUAUUUUACAUCUUAAAAUAAAUAUGCAUAAUCGUUUAUCACCAGGUGUUCUGAUAGACUGGACAAAACAGAUCACAUAUUGGGGCCGUAGAGGUACGUGAUCUUCACAUUCAAACUUGAUUGUACGUUGAGAUAAGGCUGAAUUACUAACUGGGCAAAGCGGGAGAGGGACCCUUGGCUCCCAGGGGCCCCAGAUUCACUGUGUGUCAGUAGAUUUUUGUUUGAUAGUAUGCACCACUGGAGUAGAAGCACCUAAAGGUGGGUGCUGCGUUAUCUGGGGGUCCUGUCCUGUAGUUAUAUUACAGAUUAAAUGGUGUUUAAAUGGUGCAUGUUCCCAAAUAUAUUUGAACUGAUUUAAAUUACCACUGGGGCUUUGUUAAAAGUCAUGUGUAGCAUGUAUAUGCUGCAACGUUGACACAACUGCAUCUCGGAAGAAACUCCAAAAAAAAAAAGAAAUCUGCGUACAGCCCAAACUGAAAGACUUAUUUUGUUGAGAAGGAGGAGGGCAUGUCCGACUUUCUGACAUCACUGAAAUGCAGCAUUAGACCCAUAUGACUGACGCAGUCACAGGUAUUAUGGUUGAACGGAAUCACCGCAUGUCACAGCAUUAUGGGGGGCGAUCACAUAUCCAAAUGGCCGAUGGAAAAGGGGGGAAAUCACUGAUAGGACGAGACACUGCCCAGCAGCUUUUUUUUGGGGCAACCAGUAAGACGACCGAAUAAAUCGGCUCUUUCUCUGUGUUUUUUUGUCCCUGCGCUUCGUCUCUCUCUCGUCGUCUCCUCCUGUUGUUGUUGUUGUUGUUGUUACUAUUGACCUUGAGUUUGAUCUCAACACUUCGUACUUGAAUUACCUCGUUUUGUGACCUCAUGUUGCUUGUGUAUUUUAAUUUUCCCUUUUUGUUUCAUUUGUACACUUUUUUUUUUGUGUCCACAAGUCUAUGUCAAAAAAAGAUGCAUUGCACGACGUGAUGAAGCAGUGUGUACGCAGAAAAAUUAAGUGCCACGGUGAAGAGAUUUUUUUGUUUUGUUGUUCUAAUGUCGUGUAUUUCUUUGUGCAUUACGUGUUACCAAACUUGGUAUUAUUAACCCCGCUUGUUAAAGAGCCGGAAGGUUUGGUCAUUUGUUAUAAAAAGCUACCUCUAAGUUUUUUUUUGUUUUUUUUGCAAAAACACAUUUUUUUGUGUUUGUGUUUUGCAUUAUUUCAUCAUUGCUACUUCAUCUCAUGCUUCUUUUUUGUUUUUGUUUUCAAAAGUUGAAUUAUGAUUGUCUGUGUUUUUUGUUUUUUUUAGCAAAAUGUACAUAAAAGUGUAAGCGAUAACAAAAGUUGAGUUUGACAGGAUUUGGAAAGUCAUUCAAAUGGACGUUUAUUCUUCUCUUAUAGUAUCCCCCUGCACCUCCUCCAACCACAGAAGAGCAGAGAGAAAGAGAAACAAAAAAAAAAAAAAAAAAAAAAAAAGCAAUUUUGAAGCCUUAAGUGAUGAGUAGGGAUGCGGCAGAUAAGAGGAAGUACUAUUGCUUUUUAAGAGGGUUUAAAAAUAAGAAUUAAAACUUGAAAAUAUGUGAAUAGAAGUGUAGUUUUGUAAUGUGAAAAAAAAAGAAGGUUCAUCAAAAAUGCUGAACCGCCCAGGACAGGUCAUAUUUGCAGUGAUGCAGAGUGCGUUGGACAAUUUGGAACUGCAAGUGGUAAUCAAAACAGAAAAACAAGAAGGUUAAAAAUAGAGAUUCUCUCAGCUGUCAAGCUCCCUUGAGAAAUGAGCGUAUUCCUGAACAAGAGCCAACAGAGGCAAUUUGAUAUAUAAAAAUGGUGAUAUUUUUGUAUUCAGUGUCAGUCCUUUUUUCCAUUUGUGGAGGGUUACAAGCAGGGCACAAAUUUUUGUAUUUCCUAUUUCUUUUUUUUUUCUUUUUUUUACCUGUUUUUUUUUUUCUCUCUCUCGGUGUGAAUCAUUUUUGCCUUGCUCCUCUUUGAUAUUGUUGGACAAAAAAACAUGUGUGUGAACAUAUUGUAAUAAUAAGUGUUGCUUUCUGGAUGUCAAUUGCAUUGUAGGUGAAGGACUAAAUCUAUCCGCCACAACUUUUACGAGUGUAUGUGACAAAGUUAAAAAAAAAAAAAAAAACAUUAAAAAAAAAAAAGGUUGAUAAAAUACGGGACGGCAGGGUGGCGCUGCCAAUUAGAACUUGUCAUUCACAAUUUUUCAAUCAAACUUGACUGUCAACAUGUCUCUGGUUUUGUUUUUGUAUUUGAAGAAAAAAAAAAAAAAGAAGAGAAGAAGGGAUGGCAUGUCCCGUGGUGUGUUGCCAUUUUAUUCUCAAACACUGUGAGCUGAGGGUCUUUUUCACCCUCAUAUAAUAUCCACCCACUAUAAUAUACCCAGUCACGGCUCAGUCUGAACCACUACAAUGCAAGACCUGAUCAGUCACAUUAUUCCCGUCAUCGUCCUCUGAAUGUUUUCUACUUUUUCGUGUGGGUGAAAGAGUGCGUAACUAUGUGUGUGCGUGCGUAUGUGUGUGUAUUAGUGGAAAAAUGCACUAAUCGGAUCAGAUACAAAAUAAAAUGAUACCCUAUGCCACUUUUUUUCUCUAUGUUGGAAAAAAAAAAAAUAUAUAUAUAUAUACAUUGGCAUCGAUAUAGUUCUUCCCUCAGUGUUCCUCGGAUGUUUCUGUACUAUCUUUGUGCCUAAAAAUGGAACUUGUUCAACAAAAAUAUCCAUCUAUAUCUGCUUAGUUUUCCGUAUUUUCAGAAGAAAAUAAAAAUGUGUCUCCAGCACCCUAGGGAUGUCAUGACGCUCGAAAAUGACCUGAUUUCUUUUUUUUUUUUUUUUUUAAUCCUGAAUAGAGCAGGGUGUGUUUUUCAAGGACUGAAUAAACCCCUUAAUGCUAUUGAGAUAGCAACUGGGAUUCUGCAUUCACUUCUUUUCUUAGGCCAUACGCUGUGAUUGGCACCCAAAAGCAUUUAUUUAGCAACACAAAACAAAGCAUAGGGAAAAUGUACUGGAAUCCAGACAGGACAGGCUGCAGGGGACAAAAUCUGUUCCAGGAAACUGUGUGUCCAGGAAGUCUGGUUCUCCACUCAGAUUGUCUACUCUAUAUAUUUGUUUUCCUCUCUUCUUUUUUUGUCAGCAACAGGUUUGCUGACGAGAACUUUAUAUUGCUCUUGAAAGAAUAAAAAAAUAAAAGAAAGAAAAACCUCCAUUUGGGUAGGUUGGCACUAGGGGAAUCCCCCCUUAUGCUUUGCUUCAGUUUUUUAAAGUACUUUUUUUCUUUUCUACAAAAUGCAUUUAGAAGGGGAUGUUUAAAAUUCGUCCCGAGAGGAAUCAUGGCAUCCCUGGAGCUGGCACUCUGUGUUUUGGUGUGGUGUUUCUAGAACAAAGUAGCCAUUUCAUGCAGUUGUUGCAAUGCAUGUGCCAUCGAGGUCUAGACUUAAAAACUGUUUGGAGUAACAAAGCACCAAGACAUUGUAUUUUUUUAUAUUAGCACUGAGGACCAAUUGCCCUGUCGGACCAAGCAUAACAAAGCUUUUUAUGUAACAAAGCUUUUCUCUCUUUCUCUUUCCCUGGCUUGUUUGUGCUACUUUCUCUCCUCCAUUGUUGUGACAGCACAAGUGCCAGUCAAGUUGCUCUGUAUUAAGAAAAUAGUGUUUUUAUUAUGAUUUGAAUUGUUAUAGUUUUUGUCUACCUCAGCACCUAAUCUUAGCCUAAUCUUAGAAGGUGCCCAAUUAUUAUUUUUUUAUUUUCUUUAUUUUGUUCUUUUAUUGUUGUCGGUUGUAUCAUUUUUUUUUUUUUUUUAAAUUUGAAAUUUGCAUUAGAGCUUUGCAAAGGUCCUUUGUCUUUUCCAGCGACAACGUGCUAUUUUCUUUCCGUGGCGGUACGUUUCCUGUUGAGCUGUGCCACCAAUCUAUAGCCACCGUCUGUUGAUAUAGAGGUUGUUCUUUUUUUUUUCGUUUCUUUCCAUGUAGAAUCAGACACCUCUCUUUGUAACAUUUCAGUGUUCUCUGAUGGAGUGUGAUUAAAAAAAAUAAAAAGGAAAAAUAAAAGA